AUGCCCAUCUCCUCACUGCUCCACGCACCUGCCGUUGCCGCUGCCGCUGCUGCUGCUUCGGCUGCACCUGAUGCCUCAUCUGGCUGCGGCUACCGUCUGCACAUCCGACAUGCCCACCUCGGUGAUCUGCAAUGGCAUCGCCAAGGCCGCCAGCGCCGCAUGUUCGUGCCACGUACUACUUACUGUGCCACAUACAUGAAUGCCUAA
Molecule: messenger RNA, 207 nt
Organism: Spirometra erinaceieuropaei
Lineage: Eukaryota; Metazoa; Platyhelminthes; Cestoda; Diphyllobothriidea; Diphyllobothriidae
Source: the annotation of a GenBank genome assembly